Osmia bicornis bicornis is the source of this 1263-nucleotide messenger RNA. RefSeq lists its product as uncharacterized. The record is from RefSeq and is a predicted model, not a curated record. The annotation marks the transcript as partial. The transcript has a single exon. Lineage: Eukaryota; Metazoa; Arthropoda; Insecta; Hymenoptera; Megachilidae.
AUGGUAAGACUGAACAAUGACUCAAUAAUCAGUCCGUUUCAGUACUUUCUUCCGCACCAUGGCGUUCUCAAGUUGGGCAGCACGACCACCGCUUUGCGAGUGGUGUUCAAUGGCUCCAGCCCAACUUCUUCAGGACACGCAUUAAAUGAUCUUCUCCACACCGGUCCGAACCUUAUGCUGAACAUCGCAGAUCUGCUCAUCUGGAUACGCAGAUUCAAACAUCUGUUUGCAACCGACAUCACGAAGAUGUAUCGCCAAAUCAAGGUGCAUCCAGGGGACUGGAGCUUGCAGCAGAUACUCUGGCUUGAUGAAACUCAACAGGAAACGCAGUACCAGCUGACCACGGUCACGUACGGAACGAAAGCUGCACCGUACCUAGCCGUGAGAACGCUCUUGCAACUCGCUGACGACGAAGGGUGGAAAUUUCCCCUUGCCGUCGAACCCAUCAAAAAUGGCAGGUACGUUGACGACAUUUUUGGUGGUGCAGACACCGCUGACCAUCUACAGGAUGUUGCAAGUCAGCUGACGCAACUUUGCCAAGCGGGUGGAUUUCCGUUGGCAAAAUGGCACUCUACCAGCAAGUCGUUGCUUGAAGCUCUCGCAGAUACUCAGAACAACGCAUCGAUUUCGUUUGACGACUGCGAAACCAAGAUUCUCGGAAUCAAAUGGACACCUCAUGAAGACGCAUUCAAUUUCGCAACCAUAUCAGCUACUCAACGCACUCAGUUCACGAAACGCCUCGUCCUCUCAGAAGUAGCACAACUAUUUGAUCCUCUCGGUUUUGUUGCACCUGUAGUUAUUAGAGCCAAAAUUCUCAUUCAAGAGCUCUGGUUACAGGAACUCGGCUGGGACGACCUGCUGCCUCUUUCAAUUACAAAUCGCUGGCUCAGCAUCAGAGAAGAUUUAACGCGCCUGGCCAGGCUAUCCAUUCCACGAUGGUUCAACACAUUGACCACGUCAACAGUUGAGCUACAUGGUUUCUCAGAUGCUUCUGUCCUCGCAAUGGCAGCCGUCGUCUAUCUCGUUGUCCACGCACCGUUCACGGGUACCCACACUUCUCUCAUCUGCUCGAAAACGCGAGUGACACCACUCAAACGUCUGACCAUCCCGAGGUUGGAACUCACAGCAGCGCUGCUACUCUCGAAACUGAUGCGGCAUGUUCACGCUACUCUGAACAUGUCCGUUUCUCAGACAUUUAUGUGGACGGACUCAGAAGUUACGCUGGCUUGGAUCAAGACGCAUCCCUCCAAAUGGAAGGAUUAC